Messenger RNA from Ctenopharyngodon idella (grass carp), 2126 nucleotides. It is a transcript of the gene cers4b, whose product is annotated as ceramide synthase 4b. Gene Ontology annotation, cellular component: membrane. Lineage: Eukaryota; Metazoa; Chordata; Actinopteri; Cypriniformes; Xenocyprididae. Gene Ontology annotation, biological process: ceramide biosynthetic process. The transcript has 11 exons. Gene Ontology annotation, molecular function: DNA binding; sphingosine N-acyltransferase activity. Bases 401 to 1612 code for a protein of 403 amino acids. The record is from RefSeq and is a predicted model, not a curated record.
CCACAGACAGACACCAGUCUCUCGUAAAGAGGAGACGGACGGUCUCACUUUUAUCAGAGAGACAUCACGAACCUCAGCGUUUAUUCUGCACAUUUAUCCGAAGAUAUAAAAAAGGAUCCGGCUCUUCCGGUUCAUUUUUAUUGGAUAUUUGUUUCUAAAUAAUUUAGCGCAACGCCACCAAGGGCAGGUUAAAGAGAAUGUGUUUUGAUAUUUUUUAGUCUCUUAUUUUUUGUGCCUUGCGAAUGGACAACGAUUGUUUUAUGAGCUAUAUUCUGCAUGCAAAUCUCUAUGGGAAUUAAUUUGCGUAAAAUCCGCUGAUCAGAACUGCGCACAUCAUCACACACCAUCACAGCCAUCAUCCAGCAGGAAACCCGCCGGAGAUCUAGAGGACAUUAGCAGGAUGGAGCAGAUCAGUCAGUGGCUCUGGAAGCAGGAAUACUGGCUUCCUCCGGGAAUCGGCUGGGAGGAUAUGGAGAAGAUGGAGGGCUCUCGGCGUCCUCUCCCCCGGGAUCUGCUCCUGGCUCUGCCUCUCGCUCUGGGAUUUAUCAUGCUUCGUUACGCUUUUGAGAGACGUGUGGCCUUUCCUCUCAGCAGAGUUCUAGGAGUGAAAGAUCAAGUUCGUUUGAAAGUCAAUCCUGCCCCACAUUUGGAAGCAUUUUACACUAAAAACAGCAGACAGCCUACGCAGAAUGAGAUCACCAGUCUGGUUAACCAGUGCAACCUGACUCAGAGACAAGUAGAGACCUGGUUCCGGAACCGCAGGAACCUGGACAGACCCAGCAACAGUAAGAAGUUUUGUGAGGCCAGUUGGAGAUUUGUGUUCUACCUGGUUGCUUUCGCAGCGGGAUUUGCAUCUUUAAUUAACACGCCCUGGUUCUGGGAGCAGAGAGAGUGCUGGAGAGGAUAUCCUCAACAGCCGGUGCAGGACGUUCACUACUGGUACUACAUGCUUGAGCUGGGCUUCUACUGGUCUCUGCUGCUCUGUGUGUCUGUGGACGUCAAAAGAAAAGAUUUCAAAGAACAGAUCAUCCACCACUUUGCCACUAUUUUCUUGCUGGGUUUCUCGUAUUGCUCCAACUACAUUCGGGUCGGCACCCUGGUGAUGCUCGUCCACGACUCCUCGGAUUUCCUCCUCGAGUCUGCCAAGAUGUUCAACUAUGCGGGUUGGAAGAAAACUUGCGAUUCACUGUUUGUGAUUUUUGCCGCUGUAUUCCUGGUUACACGCCUGGUCGUGUUUCCGAGCAAGAUCAUCUACACCACUCUUGUUUUGUCUAUGGAGGUGUUUGAGCCCUUUAUGGGAUAUUAUUUCUUCAAUGCGCUGCUGCUGGUGCUGCAGGUGCUGCACAUUUACUGGGCGUAUCUCAUCCUGAGAAUGAUCUACAAGUUUCUCUUCUUAGGGAAACUGGAUAAGGACGAACGCAGUGAUGUUGAAAGUGAACCAGAGGAGGAAGAGAAUGAAGAAGAGGAAGAGCAGGAGGAAGAUCAGUCUUCCUGGAGGAAGAGGAAAGUGGUGCUGGAUUCCAGGCUGGCCAUGCUCAGCUCCAGCUGCGUCCUAAAUAACCUGACUAAUCAGAAAGCAGACACCAACAGAAGACUGCCUAAAGCCAGAUAGCAACAAUGACAUGUUUGUUUCAGCAGACAGAGAUGAGUUACUUGUUUGGUUUAUUAGAGCAUCACUGCAGAAGAAAUUCACUGUGCUUCUACGACACAAAAGAACACAAAUCACUCGAAUGCACACAUGCUUUAAUCUCAUUUACACAAAUAACCAAGUCAAGGAUGAAGUAUUUAUGUGGGAGGGGUAGAUUACUGAAUGUAUUUAUGUUUUUAAGUGUAACUUACACCUCAUAUUGCUACUAAAAGAGAAUAAAAUAUUUGCUGAUAUAUGCACUUAGUUCACAACAGAUCAGCAGUGCAAACUCACAUCAUUCUCUGGUAAAUAGGCUACAAAUGACUUUUUAACUGAAAAACACUAUUUAUUGUGCACUUGUAUGAUGAAAAUACCUUAUAUGAAGGUCUAUAUGAAUCAUGAAUGAUUUGUUUUGUAAAUAGAGCUGUAGGUUUCAUUUUGAAUAUCACUGUGGAAUAUGUUUUCAUGUAUUCUGGUAGAAUAUAAAAAAAUAUAUUGU